This is a messenger RNA of Histoplasma capsulatum G186AR, 330 nucleotides long. RefSeq lists its product as uncharacterized. NCBI's taxonomy places the organism in Eukaryota, Fungi, Ascomycota, Eurotiomycetes, Onygenales, Ajellomycetaceae. The record is from RefSeq and is a predicted model, not a curated record. The transcript is spliced from 2 exons. Bases 1 to 330 code for a protein of 109 amino acids.
AUGAUUUCGACGUCCUUUAAAGUUGCCGGACGGGAACCCCGUAUGCCUCCCGCAAACGUCCAAGCUUGCCGGCCAACAAAAGCAAGCUCUGGAAAUAUUCCGGGGAAUGGGGGGUUGGUCAAUAAUGUGAAUUCUUGGUCUCCCUCGAAAGUCCCAACUAGAUAUCCGGAUACGAGCCGCCUCCACACCUCGUUCCGAAGGUACCGCUUCUGGGAAAAGUUAUUUUUUGUUGCGGGGCCAGCUGACAAAAUGCCAUUCCCUCAAGACGCGAAUGUGAAUGCCCAAGAAACCUUGGGUGUGGAGGGUGCUCUAUACGCGCUAGAUCCAUGA